AGUAGUAUAUUUGAUUCUUAAUAUCCCAAACUCCGAUUUUUAAUGUAGCUAUUUUGUAACCGAUCCUUAACACACAUUUAAAGACACGUGUCAGCACCUAAACUAAUGUGAUGAAGUAGCAUCUCUCCACCGAUGCCGGUAAAGAGCUCACGGAGAAGAUCGGUCUCGUUUAUCAGAUCAACGUAGCUCCCAAGAAAUUAGGGUUUGAAGAAGUUACCUGCUUCGUGGAUCUGAAGAAAGGGGAAGUCACCAAAGGUUAGCAAUUGGGUAUUCGAAUAAGAGAAAUUAAGACAUGAUUAUCGUAAUUGGAUCCUCUUCAAAUCAAAGUGGAUGCUACUUUCUCCUUCAAAGAUGAUGACUUUGUCAAAGUUGCUACUGGCAAGAUGAAUCCUAAAAUUGCUUUCAUUAGUGGUGCGAUGAAGAUAAAGGGUAGUCUCAGUGCUGCGCAGAAGUUCACCCCUGACAUUUUCCCAAAGCCUUCGAAGUUGUGAACACAGUGUAAGAAUGGUGCUGCAAGCCUCCCUUGAACUCACCAUCUGAUACUUAUCUCCUACCAAACAACCUGCAGUAACUUAUCCAACCGUAGGUUUAACUCAAGUCUAAUACAAACUGUCCGAGCUUCGUUUUUUCUCUGAGAAGGCUUCUGACUCGGAGGGUGUUGCAGAGCAGGAUUGUGAUAUGUUCUGAUUCGUUUGCAGCUGGAAAUUCACAGUCUGAUGGUGAUGAAGCCACUGCUGGAUUGGUGAUCAAGCCACUGCUGCUCUAGUACGAGCACUAUAAGGUGGAAAAGACAAUACGUAUUCUAAAUCAUUCUUGUUCUUAUCCUUACAAGACUAAGUAAUGGGGAACCUUUUGUGCUGCGUGCUGGUGAAGCAAUCAGAUGUGGCGAUCAAGGAGAGAUUUGGCAAGUUUGAAAAAGUUCUUAAUCCAGGUCUCCAGUUUGUGCCCUGGGUCAUAGGUGAUUAUGUUGCCGGUCACCUCACCCUCCGUCUCCAGCAACUCGAUGUUCAAUGCGAAACAAAGACAAAGGACAAUGUGUUUGUGACAGUUGUUGCAUCCAUACAAUACAGAGUCUUGGUUGACAAGGCAAGCGAUGCUUUCUACAGACUUAGCAAUCCAACAUCACAAAUCAAAGCCUAUGUCUUCGAUGUGAUCAGAGCAUGUGUACCAAAGCUGAACUUGGACGAUGUGUUCGAGCAGAAGAAUGAAAUAGCAAAAUCAGUGGAAGAAGAGCUAGACAAAGCCAUGACUGCUUAUGGUUAUGAGAUCCUUCAAACCCUUAUCAUCGACAUCGAGCCUGACCAACAGGUUAAACGCGCCAUGAACGAAAUCAACGCCGCGGCGAGGAUGAGAGUGGCGGCGAACGAGAAAGCAGAGGCGGAGAAAAUCAUUCAGAUAAAGAGAGCAGAAGGUGAAGCUGAGUCCAAGUACCUAUCUGGUCUCGGUAUCGCUCGUCAGAGACAAGCUAUCGUGGACGGUCUCAGAGACAGUGUUCUUGGUUUCGCCGGAAACGUGCCGGGGACGUCAGCUAAGGAUGUGUUAGACAUGGUGAUGAUGACCCAGUACUUUGACACCAUGAGAGACAUCGGAGCUCACUCCAAAUCUUCGUCGGUGUUUAUUCCUCACGGUCCCGGCGCCGUCGCUGACGUGGCAACACAGAUUCGAAAUGGAUUACUGCAGGCCCACCAGACCAAUGCCUAAAGGGCUCAGUCAACUAUCUAAAAGUCGUCUUCCCCAGUAAAUUAUAAUGGUAUAUAUAUAUAUAUAUAUUUUUUUUUUCUUUUUUAUCGUGAUUGUGGUUUUAUAUUUUCUUUUGCCAGAUUUAAUAAUUGUGUCUGUCUCUGUGAUUUUGUAAAUAUAUUGCCAAUUAAGUUUGUAUAAAAAUUAAAAAUGUAAGUAUAACUCUUAUCUCUCACUGUAUUUGGUUGUCAAUCGAAAUAAUAUACGUGUGUUAUGGCCCAA
This is a messenger RNA of Brassica napus (rape), 1962 nucleotides long. RefSeq names its product hypersensitive-induced response protein 3. The coding region runs from base 841 to 1701 and encodes 286 amino acids. The transcript is spliced from 8 exons. NCBI's taxonomy places the organism in Eukaryota, Viridiplantae, Streptophyta, Magnoliopsida, Brassicales, Brassicaceae. The record is from RefSeq and is a predicted model, not a curated record.